AUGACGCGACCUAGUGCAGUCUGGUUGGCGCACAAGUCGUCGAACCCUACCCAUAUUGCGAAAUGCCUACCCCGGAUGGUCAGUCCUACAAGUCCUCUGAGCGCUCGCACCCUCCUCCUCCUCCUCCUCCUCCUCUGAGCAAUUCACUAACCCCUACCGCUGAUCCCUAGUCCUGGGCCCCAGCGAAUCUCUACAACCUCUAUCAACGCACGUACGGCCCGCCCACAUCGGACACCAAGUUUACCAAAUCGAGCCUGACGCUCUUCCAACAAAAAUGGAAGGCCAAACAACUCGCCCGGGCUUAUCACGGCGAUUGGAUCACCGAAGGCACCUUCAAGAAGCAAUUUCUACCCGAUUCGUUGCCGCCUAUCAUUGGGGUCAAAUCGGCUUUGGCCGUAGGUGGGCCAGCGAGGAAUGCCGGGACGAGGACUGCAGCUUCGGCGCGAGGAAGGGAUUCGAACCUCAAGACUUCGGAAAGGGUUCCGUUGGCGAGCUUGAUGUUUGCCGAGAUCGAGAAGAGGUUGGAUACGGUCGUUUUUAGGUGUUGUUUCGCCCAUUCGGUGUAUAAGGCUAGGAUGAUGGUCGUGCAUGGCAAGGUUAGCGUCAAUGGGGUCAAGGUACGUUCUUGGAUCGGUGACGGGUGGGUCAGGGAGGAUGGGUGGAAGGGGGGUACUGAUCUGAUGGGUGGGAAUGGCGUACAGUGUACGAAUGCAAACACGAGGUUACAACCCGGGGAUCUCAUCUCGGUCCUCCCUUCGGCCGUCACGACGCUCAAACCGGCCAAACCCGUCGAGGAACCCGUCGUCGCCCCUGCAGCAGACACCGAAGCCUCGGAUGCUGUCAAAGCCGACGAAACGACAUCCAAAUCGUCCUCUGCACCCUCCACAACACCAAUAGAAACCUCUACCUCCGCCUCUAGUCCUCCCGCUCCCUCCAAGCUCCCCCCACCCCCUUCCACCGGUCCUCAACCGCUUGAAUUCGAUCUCCCCGAUUUCGCCGCUCCCUUCCUGUUCAUCCCUCCUUACCUCGAAGUCUCAUGGACGACCUGUUCGGCCAUCUAUUUGCGUCAUCCGACGGCCGCACCUGGGUUGAGCGAGGUGCCGAGUCCUUAUGAGGCCGACGGGGAGGUGAUGAGAUUGACCUGGGUGAGUCUCGACGCCUGACUGGAUUUUGGGGGGUAGACCGAGCCUUUCGAGUGCUCAUGCUUGGAUUCUUCUGUUCGAUUCCAGGAAUAUUACUCGGGCUUGGGUAGGAAGGGGGAUAAACGACCUGCCAAGUUGGUCGGGAAGAGGUUAGGAGCUUGA
This is a messenger RNA of Microbotryum saponariae, 1304 nucleotides long. Lineage: Eukaryota; Fungi; Basidiomycota; Microbotryomycetes; Microbotryales; Microbotryaceae. The record is from the annotation of a GenBank genome assembly.